AUGACUGACGAACGUAACUCCAUCCACUCUCGGACCAGUCGAACCAGUGACGUCAAAACCGAUGAAACCACCGAACCCACUAGCGGCGAUCAAUUGCAGCUUAAUUAUAAACAAGCUAAGGCGUUAAGGGCGAUUUGUAGUACUUUUAUAGGCGAAUUGGAUGAGACGGAGCUUGAUCAACUUUGUCAAGCCGAAGUCAUGACCUCCGGGAAAAAAGACGAGAAAAUUCGAGAAUUCGGUAAACUUGACGUAUCCAGGAGUGAUGAGUUUUUUGAUCGCAUAAUAAGUCGACUAUCCCAGUCAGUAACAUCACGUCAACUGGCUGAGAUCAAGUUGCUUCUUAAACGCCUUAGUAGUCGAGGUGUUUCCGGUUAUGGAUUAACGGGCUCGACAAAGGCGUUCUUUGAACUUGAUCAGAAACAACGGGAGGCAAUCGUUUCCAAAUGGAGCACGAGUCCAUCGGCAAACAAUAGACGGAUUUUUAGGAUUCUUUCUCAUUUAGUUUGUACAUUAUUUUGGUCAGAUGCUCAUGACCUUUAUCCGUUAAUUGGAUAUCCUGGACCGGAUCCAGAGGCGGUUGGUCCAAGAUACCGAGAGCGCACUUUUCCCGAAUACGAAUUCGUUGAAAUCACGAACGAGACAACUGAAUUAAAUUAUGAUAUAUUGAUAAUUGGCUCGGGAGCAGGAGGAAGUGUCAUUGCCGCGCGCAUGGCGAGAAUGACGGGUAAUUCUGUGGUGGUGAUCGAAAAAGGUCGUCACUGUGCGCAGGAAAAACUCACCUUGGAUCAACAGGACGGAUACAAGAAGCUGUAUGAAAAUGGAGGUGGAAUAUUUUGCGAGGACAGUAAUACAACAGUUUUAGCUGGGUCCAAUUUUGGCGGAGGCACCACCGUUGGUUGGUGUGCUGCCGUGGAGCCACAUCAUCACGUUCGUGAAGAAUGGGCCAGGAAAUUUGGUUUGGUGAAUUUCUUGGAAGAGGACUUCAACAAUACACUUAAAACAGUCAAGAACAGGUUGGGUGUCAAUGAAAAUAACAUCACUCAUAACGAAAGCAAUCAAAUUCUCGUAAACGGGUGUAAGAAGAUCGGAGCGUCGGUCAAUGUCAUUCCACAGAAUUCCGCGUCCAAACCUCACCCGUGUGGUUGGUGCGGUUUCGGGUGUAAAUAUGGAGAGAAACAAGGGGCCGUGAUGACGUAUCUGAAAGACGCGAAAGACUUUGGCGUUAAUUUCAUUCAAGACUGUUUUGUAGAAAAGGUAUUGACCGAAGAUGGUCAAGUCAUUGGUGUUGAGGCGAUCGCCAAUGGAUCCCGUCGGUUUAAGGUGAUGGCCAAGAAGGUUAUCGUCGCCUGCGGAGCUGUUCACAGUCCAGCUUUGCUUCUACGAAGUGGCUUGAAGAAUAAAAACAUUGGGAAGAAUUUGCACAUUCAUCCCACCGCCGGGGUUUAUGGCGUUUUCCCCAAGAAGGAAAUUAAAACUUAUGCGGGAACCAUCAUGACUGCGGUAUGCGAUGCCGAGGAAAAUGUUGACGGCGACCACUAUGGAAGCAGGAUCGUGGUAGGAUCUCAUCAUCCGGCGACAAUCCCUACCACCUUCCCGUGGAGAUCCUCAUUACAACACAAACAGCUGAUGCUCCAAUACAAUCAUAUCGCACCCCUUCUUUCCAUAACUCGAGAUAAAGAUGCAGGGCAAGUUAAAAUUGAUUCCCGCGGAAUGCCAAAAUUGGAGUAUAAGUUAAGCACCAAUGAUGCCAAGAGUGUUAUCGUUGGAAUCACCACAGGUCUCAAGAUUCUUGUGGCGGCCGGAGCGUCUAGAGUCGGGACAUGUUUGGCCGGAGUGGAGGAAUUCGAAGUCUCUGACGAGAGUCCGUUAAAUGAUCCCAAGUUUGAAUCGUAUCUCGAGAAAAUCAGGAAGACUGGAGUGCCCGAACAAGCGAGUAUUGGAAGUAUACAUCAAAUGGGAACUUGGUACAUGAUGUCUUGCGCUUUCUUGGUGAAGCCAACGGGAGAAACUUGGGAGGUCAAGAAUCUUUACGUUGUUGAUUCCAGCGUGUUUCCUACGGCAAUCGGAGUUGAUCCUAUGGUAAGAGAGGCUAUUUUAUUAUCGAGAGAAGAAACUUGA
Messenger RNA from Acaulospora colombiana, 2118 nucleotides. The record is from the annotation of a GenBank genome assembly. Lineage: Eukaryota; Fungi; Glomeromycota; Glomeromycetes; Diversisporales; Acaulosporaceae.